This is a messenger RNA of Ceutorhynchus assimilis (cabbage seed weevil), 5370 nucleotides long. NCBI's taxonomy places the organism in Eukaryota, Metazoa, Arthropoda, Insecta, Coleoptera, Curculionidae. The record is from the annotation of a GenBank genome assembly.
GUUUAGCGGUUGAACAAACGAUUGUUUGUAAAUAUUGUUGUUAAUCAAAGAACCGCAAGUGCGAUACACGUAAUCUUGUUAGCAGUUUUCUAGGCCAGUGAUAACUUGAAUGGAUGUGAAGUUUUUCAUUUACAUUUGGUUGAAAAUUUUUCGUUUAGAAACCUCUAAUAAUGCUCAAAACAUAAAAUAAAAAUGGGUAAAAGAUUUGAUGGUUGGACUGUAUUGAAAAUUAUAGAAGUGUUUCUCGUUUUGGCUUGUUUGGUUUUCAAACGAGUGACUGACGACGAAGCUCGAAGCCUCUUUCUCUAUCUCCAAAAGUUCUCUAGAGAGUGGGGCUUGCUCAAUAACAUCACAUGGGAUAGAGUCGGAAGUGCUGUGGCCGAUGCCACCUACGGAGGUUAUUUGGUCAUUACUUUUGCCUUGCUAAUGGGUAAGAUUUUUUUGGAAAUACCAACCAGAAAACGAAUAAUGGAGCGGAUAUUGUUGGGAGUCGGAGCUGUUUUAUUUAUUGCAUUAGGUAGUUUAGCUUUUGCCUCAAUUGACUCAGUACCUCCAAAAUUGGUAGACAACGCAGCUAUAUUAGGGACUCUAUCAGUAUUAACGGGCGCUCUAUUUCUUUUGGAUAUGGGUGGGCCCAAAGCCAAGGUUGUGACACCUACUGCAGCUAAAACUCAGCAAAAGCAGCAAAAAUCUACACCCCCUGUAGAUGUAGACGUUGUAGAUAGUUCAAACAGAACUAGAAGAAGUAUUCCAGAACAAGUUUACGAUAUUGAAAGGGAAAUUGAAAUAACUGAACGUCCUGCUAGAAAACUGAGCCACGAUAUUAAAAAUAACGGAAUCAGAAACGGUGGGAAUGGACAAGCGAAAACUGAGCCUGCAGGUCUAUCAACAAGAAGCUAUAUUCAUCUCGAUCCUACUACUAGAGGCUACAGGCAAAUGACUAAUGAAGAUUUUGAUAUUCCCAGAAGAUUCGGUAUUUACGGUAAAGACGUUGGUAGAGAUGAUAGAGGUAGUGACACGGACGAAACCGCAACCAUCCCUCCGAAAAUCGAGCUGCACACUCCAGUUUGGAGUAACAUCCGAAAGGAAACUGCAAAAAAAUACGUCAUCCCCCCAAUAGUACCGCCCCAAAAACAACUCAUUCUCCAAGAAGUCGAAGUAUCCGAACGACCUCCUAGUGGACCUCUAGAUCCUGGAUUUGUCCAGUUCACUGCUCAACAUUGGGGCGAGGAAAGUGAGAAAAAAGGAACAAAAACACCUAGACAUAGUCCUGUUUGAAUCAGUUGCAACAAAUUUUAUUAAAAUACAAUAAACUGCCUGUAAUUAAUAAAAAAAAUGGACUGAAUUAUUGUAAAAUAUAUUGCAAGUGCAGUCUAAUUUUUUGACUGUAUAUAAACUUAUUCAGUACUUGGUAAAUUAUGUGUUAAAAACAAUAACAAAUUAAAUAAUAUAAUAUGUGUUUUUUCUUUUCUAAAAUAGACUAUAUUUUUGUUGUGUUAUGUACAAAAUAUUCGAUUAUACUUUAGUUAAACUGUAACCUACUUUGACUUAGUUACAUGUUAACUAAUACAAUGAGCAAUUAUUUAUUGAUUCGGCUGCUGUGUUCUUGUUCCAAAUUAAUAUACUGCCGCACAAGCCUGGAAAUUUCGUGCGCCUGUUCGGUUUGCAGUCGUGUUACUCGUUGCUGUAGCAAGUUACCGCAUUUCAUGUCCAAAAAUAGAGCUCCGUCUUCUGAUCGUACCUUUCUCGUGCUUAUGACUUCUGCAAAAGGCCAAUGCUGAAGGGUUUCGUGGGUGUUCAUGUCCAAAAAGUGAACUCCACCGCGGUUCAGGGCUAGGAUGUGUUCUUGCCAGUGAUCGGGUUCUCCUAUUACACGUUUCACCGCAAAGAAGGAGCUACCUAGAAAUUGGAAUGAGAUUUGUUAUUUUGUUGUUUGAUAUCUCAAGAACUCUACAAGCAAUGAUAACCAAUUUUGCACGAUUAAUAGAGAAUUUUAUACUCUUUCCAAUGAUGUAUAUGUGAUUGUAGAUAAUUUUCUCAAAUUUCAUAGAAGAUAUGAGCAAUUACUCAUGACAAGAUUUCAGAAGAAUUCCAAAAAUAAGAUUUCCUUUUUAAGUGGAUAAGGAAAGUUUGCUUCGACAAAGUCUUUUGUAAGCUUUUGGAGAAUUCUGGAUCCAGAAACUUUAUGAAAAGUCUAGAAAAAAGUGAUUGAUUGGCCAAGAUCAACUCAGCUAGAGUAUCAAGAGUUGAUGCCUACAGAAAAGAAAAGAAAUAUUCAGACUGCGUACCUAUUUAAUCUUGGAUCAAAGUCAUCAAAGAUUAGAAAAUUGGGAAAUAGGAAGUUCCUAUUUUAUUGGAAAAAUAUAGGCUUGCAUUGCAAAAGGUUGAAGAAUGAUUAAUAAUUAUCCAGCGAAUUCAGAGAAGUAACUUACAAAGUUUGGAUUACUUUAGUCUUUUAGGUGCCCCUGAAAUAAUUAGUUUGCGAAACAAGAGCCGAUAAUAGUUCAAAUCUUGAUUAUUAUCCAGCUCUAGAUUCGUAGGACAAGUUUCUACAGAGGUACUCCCAAAGACUGGAAAUCACCAGAUACCAAUAAUUCUAGAACGUGAACGUAUAUAGGUACACUGCCUUUAAGGCAUGUGGAAAUCUAUACCAAUUCACUUGAAUUCCUUUUGGAGUGACUAAUGGCGUAUGGCGUUGCUUGUUUUCAGAGGAAUAUGAAUAAUAUUAUCAAACAAGAACAUUUAGAAGACACAUAUGCAUUUCUCGACCAUCUGUAGUAAAAAUAAAGAGCAUCAUGAUACAAAUCUUACUACCUACUAAUACUGCUUCGCUCAGGAGAGUUCAAGGCAUGUUUGCCCAUUAUUCCAAAUUCAUUCAUAAGUUUUCUGAGAAAAUACAUCAUCCACUGAUUCGAGUUAAAAAGUUUCCAUUAUCUGCUUGUGAAGCUGCUGCAUUUGAACAGUUGAAGACUGAUAUACAAAACGCUGUUGUUAUUUCCAUUGACGAUGAAGCCACUCAAGCACUGCUCAACUUAUACAGUCUGAAAAACCAGUGGCGUUUUUCUCUAGAACAUUGACGAAAUCUGAACAACUGCUAUAGUGUAAGCACUUCGUAAAUGGACUCAUUUUCUGAUCGGACGUUACUUUAAGCUCGUAACUGACCAGAAAUCGGUCGCUUUUAUGUUUAAUUCAUUAAGUAAUUCUAAAAUCAAAAAUAAAAAAAUAAUGCGGUGGCGUCUGGAACUAUAAUCUUAUAAAUAUGAUAUAAUACAGAUCUGGAAAUCAAAAGUAUAUCUUCUGCGAUUUUACCUUUUUCUAGUGACAAAACAUUGUAUAAUCUACAUAUUAUUCUCUCUGUUAUCCUGGUAUAACAAGACUGUAUCACUGGAUCCGAUGUAAGAAUCUACCUUUCUCACUAGACGAUAUCAAGAGAAUUUCAGCCACCUGUCCCGUUUGUGCUGAGAUCAAAUGAUCAAACCAAGGUUUCAUAGAAAUCAAGGGACCCAUGAAAGCUACUGCCCCUUUCGAAAGUAUAAAUGUAGAUUUUAAAGGUUCGUUGCUAUCUGAGAACCAAAACCGCUAUAUUUUGACUAUUGUGGAUGAAUUUUCUAGAUUAUCAUUUAGCUUUGCUUGUCCUGCCAUGACCUUAUCAACUAUCAUAAAUUGUUUAAAUCAACUUUUUAAUAAAGUCUUGUGAUGUACAGCAACAAAUUGUUCACCGCAUGAAAUAAUGUUCUGUCAUCCUCGAAGAUCUACAAAUGGUUCUUAAAUUCCAACCUGGUUGAGUAUUCCUGGUCCAGUCUUAUUAUGCUCAUAUCAGAUUAGCUAAUGGUAAAGAAACAACUGUGUCAACACGCCACCUUGCGCCAAGAGGAGAUUCUGCUCUGCAUCAAGAAAAGUCGAAGAUAUGAAUGUAGAAUGUAGAGCAUAUAGAAACGAACCUAUAAUGAUCAAAACAACGACCAAAUGUAGUGAACCAGAUCCCAUUCAACAACUCAAUUACAACGAUUCUGAUGCUGGAAAUCUUGAUGGGAUACCUGUAACACCAUUAAGGAAUCUAAGCGAUGAAGUUGUAGAAAAUAUAACUGACUAUUCCAUUCCAUGAACCGACCAAAACGUCAUUAUAAGCUUCCUGUCUAUUUGAAAGAUUAUACAACCGACUAGGGGUGAAUGUUAUAUAUUUAAAAACUUUUAAAAUGUCCUGUAUUUUAUAUCCUGUUAUGUGUUGAGCUUUUGGAAUAACAAAAGCAAUACAUAUUCAAAAAUGAAUGGAUCACUAUAUGAGAUAUAGUUGUUCUGAGAAUAAGUAGAUCGCUCUAAAAACGAGUGGAUUUCGCUGAAAAUGAGGCGAUUGCUGCGGAACUCGCUCCGCUCGUGUCUUAGAGAAACUGAUCAGUGUUUCUCAAUCUACUCAUUUUCAAAAUAACUAAAACAGCAAUCCACUCAUUUUCCAAUAGGAAUCGUACCUUAGGUAUAUAAUAGCUAUAAAAGCUUUUGCUUAAGAUCAAAAUUCAACUUACCGAACAAAGGCCAACUGCUCAACGCUUGCAAAACUCGAUGUUUCGCCCUCGAAACGGACAAUCCAGCCGCUUGACCCCAACUGGUUUGAACCAGAGCCAACCAUUGAGGAGGCCUAGGCUCUCUAAGACCCAAAACUGGUUUCGGUAACAGGAAUUUGACUUCCUUCAGACUGGGCGCGUGACCUAAAUCGGCAGCUCUGUGUAGAAGAGCUGCUACUAGUGCCAUGUCCCUGACAACGCUCGGAGGUAAGUUGGGAUUUCCGAGUCUCAACAAAAGCCCUUCUAGAUAAUCUGGGGCUACUUGAUUGAAAAGGACUUCGGUGUAAAGAGGACUAGCGUCGUGUUUUAAGGGAUGAUACCAAACCGAUCUGCAAAAAAUCAAGUAAAACGGUUGAGCAGCUUUGUGCAACUCUGUGGUGACGUCCAAAAUAUAUUCGUCAGCAGCCAAAGGCAUUGUAAAGGCAUCUCCUUGGACUAUGCAGUAUAAGCUAAACUCCUGCUGCUCUUGCUCGCUAUUAAUACCAAUAAGACCACAAAGCUCUUGAAUAACGUCCGCAACUACGGUACUACAACGCGUAUUGACUACGCGUUCAGCACCACCAGGAAGUCUGUAGAUUUGCCUUCGAGCGCUUCUACCAGCACUAACUGCAGUUACUUCCUCUACACUUGGGACAUUUUUGCGUCCUCCACAACGCUGGGUCUUUCUCAGGUUGGUAACGCAAACUGAAGCGGUACCGUGACAGAUUCUUCGUCUGUCAUUGGCUGCACUGGAUAAGUGUUCCAUUAGGUAUGGCAAAAGGGUGUCCGAGCAAGCGAAAUAGGCUGCAACUAUUGAUAAUAAUCUCCAGGC